CUGAACUACUUUUCAAACCAUCACCUACCGUGCCCUUCCGGGUCAAAUGAGCCUUCGACGUUCUCCUGCAAAGACGCCCUUCGAAUCACCACGGUUGAUCCAGCACUGUCUACUACAUAACUGCGGUCCUUGUUAGGCAGCAAGGCUGAACGUAACAUGGCCGACCCUCUCACUAUCAUCGGAUCUGUGGGAGCGCUUUGCAACAUUAUAGAAGUGGUCACUAAAGCCAUCUCCACCAUCGCCCGGCUCAGCGCCCGCUGGAAAGACGCAGAGCUCACCUUCUUCAGCCUCGUCGCACAACUCUGUGCCCUUCGAGCAGCUUUGACCAAAGUUCAAGAAUGGAAAGAAGAGGAGCUUGGAGAAACCCAUCACCAACUCAUCAUGGAUCUGGACGUGUCCAUAUCAUGCUGCAGACUGCUUGUUGCCAAGAUCGACAUAUUUGUCUCUACGUUGGAUGUGGCGACCGAUAAACCACUAGAUGUCCCAGGGAAACUGAAAUUUGUGUUCGGAACAAGCGGCUUGGAGGAAGUAGAGAGGCUCCUAGAGCGACAGAUAAAUGCCUUGACGCUGCUCCUCACUGCCUGCAACUGUAAAACCCUCUCCGAACAGAGGCGACUGCUUGAGAAAACCACAACGCGCAAAGUCCUUGGACGCGCAAAAGCCGACUCCGUCUCGUUGUUCGUACUUCGCGAUUCAGCAUCCUUCAUCGGCAGGAUCACAGACAAUCUAUCGAAACUAUCCCUCAUCUUCGAUUUCGACCACGAACUCUUCUCUACGAAGGUAUACGAACGCGUGUUUAGAGGAUCUCUGAAAGAAUCGUUAAGACGACAACAAGGCGCGUGGCAUCACACUCUGCCUCAACGCGCACCUGAGACCCUUGCUCUGCUGAUGGGCGAUGAUGAGGGCGGAAAAAACACCAUCGUCAACCUCCUCAACGAUGUCUAUCCGCAGCACUAUAGCAUCGAGGAAUUGGCGCUGUCGCAGAAAGAAUUGAGUGGCCUUUACCUUCGCCGCCUAAGAGAACUAAGUGCACGCAUGGGCACGUCAACGAAAGGGAAGAAUGCCGCCGCAAGAGUGGAAGACUGUGCCCUGAUGCUCAAGUAUACAACAGUUCCGAGCUCUGUCAAGAAUCUUGACCCCGAAACCGUACGAGCAAUAGCAGCUUGCUACAAUGAGCAAUUCAGAAGAGGCGAUUCUUCGCUCGUGAGCGGGGAUAUGAAUGAAGUGCCACUACUCACUGACGAACUAUGCCGGCUUUCGUCUCCGUGCUACGUCCCUAGUGCUGCUGAUGCACUGAGAGUCCAAGCGAGGCGAGGGGUAUAUGGCGUCCGUCUCCGCCGCGAAGGCCACGCUGUAAAGGUCAUCAACCUGCCCGGUCCGGAAUUCUACGUAAGACAACCUGAUGUCGCACUGGAACGCAUUUCCACUCUGAUCCUUGUCGUCGAUUUGACGAGCUACGACAUUCCUAGCCCAACAGGGACCCACAAUAGGAUGCGGAACUUGAUGCACUCCUUCCAUCAGCUGACGUCUCUAUCGGCCUUAAGGCGCGCAUCAACUGUCCUUGUAUGGAACAAGAUAGGCGUGUUCAAGCACAAGCUCCCUUACUCGCCAUUAGAACCACAUUUCCCGGACUACGAUGGCGGGGACGAUGCCGAUAAAGCGAUAGCCUUCCUCAGCCGCAAGUUCAAACACAUGACUCCCCGUCCGUCCGAAGUCUAUUCACUGGUCAUGGCAGGCGACGAUCCUUCCAUGCUGGACCCCAUCCUGGACAUUGUGCUGGGAGUACCUCCGUCGAGCAAGUCCAUCGCUAUUGGUUCUUCUAGUCCGGUACAAAGGCUAGUCAAAGGCGAAAAUGAAAGCCGAAUCAUAACCAUACCCAUACAAGAAUGGACUUCCGUGUCGGGUCCUCUUCCUACUCCAUCGGGGCUCGACCGGCCUUUGGAGCCCGCGAACGUUGCUUGCAGGCCGCCAAGGGGCCAGCCUACCGGGACUUACGGCGAAAAGGCACAGUAUCAAGCGAUCUCUGGAACUAGGGUGGGACUGGGAGGGGAAGGUAGAGAUAGCGCCUUUCCGAUCCGGAAUUCAUGGGGCUAG
Messenger RNA from Trematosphaeria pertusa, 2094 nucleotides. RefSeq lists its product as uncharacterized. Gene Ontology annotation, biological process: adenylate cyclase-activating G protein-coupled receptor signaling pathway. The record is from RefSeq and is a predicted model, not a curated record. Gene Ontology annotation, cellular component: heterotrimeric G-protein complex. NCBI's taxonomy places the organism in Eukaryota, Fungi, Ascomycota, Dothideomycetes, Pleosporales, Trematosphaeriaceae. The transcript has 3 exons. Gene Ontology annotation, molecular function: G-protein beta/gamma-subunit complex binding; G protein-coupled receptor binding; GTPase activity. The coding region runs from base 157 to 2094 and encodes 645 amino acids.